Messenger RNA from Marmota flaviventris (yellow-bellied marmot), 6166 nucleotides. RefSeq names its product 1-acylglycerol-3-phosphate O-acyltransferase 3 (gene Agpat3). NCBI's taxonomy places the organism in Eukaryota, Metazoa, Chordata, Mammalia, Rodentia, Sciuridae. The record is from RefSeq and is a predicted model, not a curated record. Gene Ontology annotation, cellular component: endomembrane system; endoplasmic reticulum. Gene Ontology annotation, molecular function: 1-acylglycerol-3-phosphate O-acyltransferase activity.
CCGGCCGGGCCCAGGCCGAGACGCAGCGGCCAGCGCGGCCGCCAGCGACCCGGACCGCGACGAGCAGGCGGCGGCUGCAGGCCCUUCAGGUCAGACAUCUCCGAGGAAGUCGUUGCCUGCCCCGCUGACCGCGUGCCUUGUGGUCACACUGAUUGAUCUUCGGUGGCAAACAGAAAACUCCUGUGUCCUCAGCUUAGCCAGAGCUGGUCGUGGUCAUCGGUCUGUCCUUGACUGCUGUGCUCAGCGAAGGAGCCUGCGCCCGCCCCUGAGCAGCGACCAUGGGCCUGCUCGCCUACCUGAAGACCCAGUUUGUGCUGCACCUGCUCAUCGGGUUUGUCUUCGUGGUGAGCGGCCUGGUCAUCAACUUCACCCAGCUGUGCACGCUGGCGCUCUGGCCCAUCAACAAGCAGCUGUACCGCCGCCUGAACUGCCGCCUGGCCUACUCACUCUGGAGCCAACUGGUCAUGCUCCUGGAGUGGUGGUCCUGCACGGAGUGCACUCUGUUCACCGACCAGGCCACGGUGGACCACUUUGGGAAAGAGCACGUGGUCAUCAUCCUCAAUCACAACUUUGAGAUCGACUUCCUCUGUGGGUGGACCAUGUGUGAACGCUUUGGUGUGCUGGGGAGCUCCAAAGUCCUCGCCAAGAAGGAGCUGCUGUACGUGCCCCUCAUUGGCUGGACGUGGUACUUCCUGGAGAUCGUGUUCUGCAAGAGGAAGUGGGAGGAGGACCGGGACACGGUCAUCGAGGGGCUGAGGCGCCUGGCUGACUACCCCGAGUACAUGUGGUUCCUCCUGUACUGUGAAGGGACGCGCUUUACGGAGACCAAGCACCGCGUCAGCAUGGAAGUGGCUGCCUCCAAGGGGCUGCCCCCCCUCAAGCACCACCUGCUGCCUCGGACCAAGGGCUUCACCACCGCGGUCCAGUGCCUGCGGGGCACAGUUGCAGCUGUCUAUGACGUGACCCUGAACUUCAGAGGAAACAAGAACCCGUCUCUGCUAGGGAUCCUCUACGGGAAGAAGUACGAGGCGGACAUGUGUGUGAGGAGGUUCCCGGUGGAGGAGAUCCCUCAGGAUGAGAAGGGGGCAGCGCAGUGGCUCCACAGGCUGUACCAGGAGAAGGAUGCGCUGCAGGAGAUGUACAAGCAGAAGGGCGUGUUUCCCGGGGAGCAGAUCCGGCCUGCCCGGCGGCCGUGGACCCUGCUGAACUUCCUGUGCUGGGCCACCGUCCUCCUGUCCCCGCUCCUCAGCUUCGCCUUGGGCGUCUUUGCCAGUGGAUCCCCUCUCCUGAUCCUGACCUUCCUGGGGUUUGUGGGAGCAGCUUCCUUUGGAGUCCGCAGACUGAUAGGAGUGACUGAAAUAGAGAAAGGCUCCAGCUACGGAAACCAAGAGUUUAAGAAAAAGGAAUAAUUAAUGGCUGUGAUUGAACGCACAUAACCCGACGUGGUAUCAAAUUAACUCAAUUAAAAACAGAACAACACACACAGAUCGAGGGGAAAGAGACACUUAGAAACUAUUUUUCUUAUUAACUGGUGACUAAUAUUAACAAAUAAAACUUGAGCCAAGAGCAAAGCACUCAGAAGGCCUGCGGUGAAGGCGUGCGCUCCCAGCUCCCACGUGCAGGACCCUCCCGAAUCCCGGGCAGAAGCAGCUCCUCCCGGGAGCCCCUCAGGGCUGGCAGGAUGGAGGAGGCCCCUGGUGUGCUCCUCAGACUCCACCUCCAAGAGGGGCCUGGGCUGCUCUCUUCUUAAACUUUGGUCGAGGUUUUGGUUUUUAUCAGUCAUCUCGGGAACCUACCCUGGCCCUCUUUUGCGCCCCCAGACACUGGCUCUUAAAGAACUUUCUGCUGUCCUCCCAGCGUGGGUUGAUGGGCCCCAGCCCCCAGAGCUCACUCAUCCCACUCGCUUUGCACCUUGGCUUCUGGGUGGUGGGAGGGCCCCAAAGAGAAAGUCCUUUCUGUGAUAAGCACAUACUGAAUGUAAAUCAGACUGAUUCUGAGCAGGUCCCAUGGUUGUCCUGCCUCCCCUGGGCCGGCUGUGUUCUCCAGCACCGUCUGCCCCUCCUCCUUAACCUGUGUGGAAAUGCCUUCCAGCUCUUUUUAAAGUGAGUGGGCUCCUGACAGCUCCAGGGAAUGCGGCAUUCUCCUGUUCCCAGAGCUGUAUUGUCCUGUCCCGUUCUUGUCUUCAUGGCCACCAGGCUCUGCCCCCUGUACCGGGGCUGGGCUAGAGGGUCAUGCAGGGCCCACAGAUUAAGAGCCAGCCCUGUGGGGGCUUGGAAGGAGGCCGUCCUCUAAAGGCACGUGGCGACAGCUGAUGCCCACCUGUGGGCUGACUUGAUCUCACUAGCUGGCCUCUGGCUGGCCUUCCUGAUGGAAACCAGGGUGGGGCCUCCCUCCCCUCCACGAGGGGCUACCCUGUGUCCCGGGGAGGGCCUGCCUCUGUCCAGGCAGAUGUCAUCUCACCAGGCCUGUGCCCACAGUGCCCCGCCCCCACCUUGGUGACAUCCCUGAGUGUCCCCACAGGACAGGGUGUUCUCACCGAGGUCCCCUGGGCCCACCGGGAAUGCUUCCUCCUGCAGCACAGGUAAUGCACGCUGGGCUUGGUGAGGGCAGCUGCUGGGUGGACAGGAGUGUGUCAAGCCCCUCCUGGCUUCCAGUGAACCCAGGCCUCCUUGGCUACUGUCCACCCUGUCCACCACCUGCAUUGGGCUUUUGUCUUGAACCUUGAACUGGCUCUUUUAAAGUCACACUCCCUUCAUUUUUUUAGCAAGGGGGGGUGGGGGAACGGGUGUUCUCUCUGAUACAUUGUAACCAGCAUUCUGAACACAGGCAGAAAUGGAGGAAAGGCCUGGAGAAGAAACGGACUGAGUGAGAGUGACCAUGCCUCGGCCCUCAGUGCUGGGGGAGAUUGGGCGAGGUGGUGCCUCCUCUCUAGGGGACGCUUCUGAGCCAUGUGGUCUGUGUGGAAGGCAGAGGGGAGCCCCCGUGGGCGUGUGCGGGCUGGUGAGUGACAGGGAGUGGCACGUUCCUUGUGAGGAUGGCGGGCAAACCAAGCAAGACAAGAGGAGACACUGAACCUCUUCCCUCGGCCUCACCCGUCUCUCCCGGCCUCCUCCUCUGCACAGAGCCGGGUGCCCCUCUGGGUGGCCCCACCCUGAGGUUUCUUUUCUUCCCGUGCUGGCUGCUCCUCUCUCUGCCCCUGGUUAGGUCUGCAUCUGUCACUAGUUCACUGACACCUAGGAAAUCCCAAGGGAAAAAGGCCAAGGGCACUACAUGCACGUCCAUGCCCCAGGAAUGCCAGUCUCCCGUUCUGCCAUGAAUCAAUAGCUCUGGCUUCCCAGAGAGUCUCCCUCCCUUUGAAAUCAAUAUGUAAUGUAAAUUCCGCCUUGAGUCCAUGAGCGAGCCGUGAGGGAUCCAGGCACAGGCUUACCUCUGCCGUGGAGAGGCUGAUGACGGCAGCCCAGCGUGCACACCUAAUGCGAGCCUUCUGAGAGCAAUAAAAACUGCACCGUGAAUGUUUGGGGGUUUGGGUAUUGUUUUUUGAGGGUUCUGGAUUUUGCUUUCCAUUUGCUUCAGAAGGAAAGGGGAGGAGAGCCCCUUGAUUUUAAAUUAAACGAGUCUCUGCACGGUGCUUUUCUCUCUUCCUUCACGCUCUGCUUCUGAAUCCAGUCGUUUCUGGUGUCAUGUCCAAGUUCAGGCUGUGUUCGGGCAGAAGCAGUCCGACGGCCCCCAGACAUUGUGCUGGUUGUGGUGGGGGGGAGCGCCCCAGGCCCCGAGUGGCUCAUGUCCUCCGGGGCUACAGGUAGGGAGGUGCUGCCCGCUGCCCCCGUGGCUCAUGGUGCUCCUUCAGGGCCCGGCACCUGGCCGGCUGAGCUGAGCCUGGGACGUGGUCUCAUGGGCUGUCUGCUCAGGCCCCGGAGCAGGUGCCCUGGGGACUCCAUCCUCAGCCUUCUGCUGCGGCCAGUGUGUGGAGCCGCCCCCACAAGCCAGCUCAGGCCGACUCUGAUGCCGUGGGGAGCAGGGGGGAAGCGGCAGCUCUUUGGGCCUCUCUAGGGAGCUGUGUGGUGCCUGGCAGGUCACAGUGCCUUUGUGCAGCUGCCAGUGUCUAGGGACCUUGUGCUCUUCCCCAGGGGUUUUCUACUAGUGUCCUAACAGUGGUUGUCCCCAGGGCUCAGGGGGAGAAGCUGGGGACAGCUGAGUGGUCAGAAGGGAAGGCACUUCCUCCACGGGGACACUCUCUCCUCCCAGCAAAGGCCUUGAGGAGCUCUGAAAAGGCUUCUCACUGAUAAGCCGCUAACCCAGAGAAGGGGGCCACACUGCUGCCUGUGCUUGGUGGUGGCUACCCAAGGCCCAGCCUGGUGAGGUGCUGUGAGGUCCCUGUCCUCAAGGAGCAGAGCUGGCUUGAGGAAUUGAGCUCUGAAUAUAUAAACCACUGAGCAACCCGACCAGCACCAUAAAGCACUUUCUUAUAAAAAACAAUGCCGGUCAUUACCACCGACCAGUUCUGAAUCUGCCUGUCUGCCCCGUCCUCCCCUCUGCGCCGGCUGGAGAACCCCCCCUGGCCCUGGUCUGUUCGGGGUGUUGCUGAGCACUGACGCUGAAGAAAAGGCAGUGGCCGGACCCAGCUGUGUGUCACGCUCUUGUGUCAUUUACGAGAUGUCAGGAGGCCACCGUGCCCCUGGGGACUACCAGCUAAAUCUGAUUCCUGGAGAUGAAUGUGGCUCUUUCUGCAUGUUGCUUUGUCUCUGCCUGAGACCUUAUAGGACAGGCCAAGUGACACCCUCCUAGCCUUGCUGACUGUCUUCUGGAUCGUGCCACCCAGGCAUACCUGCUGCUGCAGACCCCUCCCCGCUGGCCGGCUGCAUGCGGUCCCUGCAUGCAUCUCUCGUGCUGAGCGGUGUGGCGUGGCAGAUUCUGACCCUUCUACAGUGUGACGAGGCUCGGGGUUAAGACGGGGAGUCUGAUGCACCCGCCUACCUUCUUUCUGGAAACGGCGUGUCCCUGGUCCCCGGGCCUGCCCUUUUCUCUAGUGGGCUGGCUCCCAAGCCCAAGGCAAGCCACCCCAGAGCAGCUUGGGCCUGGGGGGUACACCACUGAUCUGGGCUUUGGCUUUAUCCCAGAACACUGCUGGGGACUGCCCAGUGGGUACUGACACAUGGGCUCCAGACUCUGUUGUAUCAGGGCCAGGGACAGAUUUUGGGUAAAAUGUCACCCUGCGAUCUGCUUGCUGGAGAGGGGAGGGCGUGUAUGAGUGAGGUUUGUUACAAGCAUUUGCGGCUUCGGGGGAAAUGGCAGCAUUCUCGUCACCUGCUCCGAGAGCACUCUUGGGAGCCCAGGAGGUCACCGGAGAAGCUGACGUGAGUCCGCCUGGGCAGCAGCCACACGGGCUCUUCACAGAUGACGGGUUGUUGCAAAUCGCUUUGUGCUGACAAGGUCACCUGGAGCUCUCUUUUCUCCUUAAUUUUUCAGAUUAACUUUUUGUUGCAGAAGUGUUUAGACAGCAAUUGAACUGUGAAUGAGAUACUGAAAUGCACUAAAUUGUAUUAAAUUAAACUGGAGUUACUUGAUCCAAUGAAGACAUGCAUCUGCUCUAGUUGUAUUUAUUGUCUCAGAAUUGUAUGUUGUGACAAUCAAAUGUUCCUUGCCUCCAUGCCAGGAGACGCCACUGGCUUCUUAAUCCUGAGGAUUGCCAGCAAGCGCGGACUCCACACGAACAUCUCUGGAAAGCCACGCAGACCGCGACUGCAGUGCCGCGUGGCAGACGUGGGGGUUCUUUUUCUAUCCUUGAAAAAUUGCCAUGCCCGACGUCAUCGCCACUUUCAAAGGGAUACAUUGUAUACAGGGUGCAAAUGUAUUAUAGGGUGUUUCCUUUUGUAUACUUCAUUUUUACAAGUUUUGCUACUCACGAGCUUUGUGUAGUCGAGGAGAGGUAUUUUGGUGUGUGGAAACUUGUCGGUCGGGGUGGGGGUGACUUAGACUUCACAGGCCCGUGUCCCCAAGGACUGGCGGUGCUGUUCUGCAGGGCCGCAUGGAAGGCUGCGUGAGCGGCACUCUGCUCUCGUGCGGUGGUAUUUUCUGGAUAAAUGCUGCAGGCAUCGUUCUUGUUUGUUAGAAAUGCUGCUGUGAAGGAGAGAGAAAAUGUCCACAAUACAAGAGAAAGUGACUCUUG